CUAGUGUAUGGGGCCGAGCCACUAGAGGGCGCUGGUCGAGACUGUCCCUUCUUUAUGGUAAGGAAUGCAGAGGGGCUAGAGGUCAAAGUUGAAUGUUUGACAGAAAGCUGAAUAUGGAUUCCAUAUUUCAUGAGAAACAAGAGGGCUCUCUUUGCGCCCAACACUGUCUCAACAACCUCCUGCAGGGUGAGUAUUUCACUCCUGUGGAUCUGUCCUCCAUUGCUCAUCAGCUUGAUGAAGAGGAAAGAAUGAGGAUGGCUGAGGGAGGUAUGGCCAGUGAGGAGUAUAGGACCUUCUUACAGCAACCAUCUGGUAACAUGGAUGACAGCGGGUUCUUUUCAAUACAAGUAAUUAGCAAUGCACUGAGUGUGUGGGGCUUGGAGCUAAUCCUCUUCAACAGCCGGGAGUACCAGAGCCUCAUGAUUAAUCCAAUAAAUGAGAAAGCCUUCAUAUGCAACUACAAGGAGCACUGGUUUACUAUACGCAAGCUUGGGCAGCAGUGGUUUAACCUGAAUUCGUUGUUGACUGGACCAGAGUUGAUAUCAGACACCUAUCUAGCACUUUUCCUUGCACAGUUACAACAAGAAGGUUAUUCCAUAUUUGUGAUUCGAGGAAACCUCCCUGAGUGUGAAGCGGAGCAGAUUCUUGGGAUUAUGAGGGUGCAGCAGCAGCAGCGACCAAGGCUUAUUGGAGAGGAUGAAGCCCAGCCAAGUGCAGGCAGGUCUGCAGCUCUGAGCCAGUCUGAAAUGGGCUUUGGUGUGGAGGAUGAGGUUGUGGAUGAAGAUGAAGAGUUGAAGAAAGCUCUGGCACUCAGUAGGCAGGACAUAGAUGUGGAAGAUGAAGAAGCUGAUCUUCGCAGGGCCAUACAGCUUAGCAUGCAAGGAGCAGUGAUGAGCAACAAGUCAUCAGAGUCAGAAAUGGGAAAUGUGAAAUCAGGGAGCCAGGCAGCAGGGAGUGCUGCAGGAGGACCAAGAGAAGGCCAGAUUGAGGCGCUUACAGCCGAGGAACUGCGGAAGAGGAGACAAGCCUAUUUUGAUCGGCAGCAGCAACAUGCUCAGCCAAACAUUCCUCAACAACCAGACACAAAAUCAACAGGUGGCUCAGGAUCUGUAAACACUGGCUCUGCAGAGGACCAACAACAAAAGCCCAGCCAGUGAAAGUGUGCAAGGUUUGCCUAUGUUGUUUACCAGCUGCCAGGAUUGGCAACCCCAUACAGGGGUAGCUUUGCUCCUUCCUGUAACCUUUUGCACAUGCGAACAUACAGUAAGGACAGUCAGAAGGCUGACACAUUUCCAGUGGUUAGUUCGCUGACAGGUUAUAGAGAAGAGAACUACGACAAAGAAAAGGCAUCCGUUAGUCCUAUCUAACAAAGUGAGACACUGAUGCUGGGUAAAGGGUGACCACAGAACUCAUGAUGCAGUUAAUCAAAGUUUGCAAUUGCCUUUUUACCAUGGCGCCUUCUAUUUCUAUUGUACACUGUUUUUUUUUUUUUAUUCUGUUUGUUUUUUCUCUGGAAGAGAUGGAAAUGAAUCUUCAGCACACAAAGGGUUACUUAACUUUGUUUGGGCAUGAAUACAUACAGUAAUGGGUAUUCUGUGAAAGCCAUAGGAAACAUAGGAAUGGUAAGACCACAGAUAAAAGUAUGACACAUGAUGACGGAGCCCCCUACUUUUACAUUGGACUUGGUUUGUAGGAUAUAAGAUGUGAGUCCCAACACCCGCCAUACCAGAACACCUUUAGUUUGGAAAUCAUUUAUGGUACUGAAAUAUCUUUUAGCCAGCAGCACUAACAUGUGUGGGUCAUUUAUUCCUCACUUCAUCGAUCAUUUUACUUGUGAACGUCUAAGAGUGAAAUCCCAGGGUAUUUAGAUAACAUCAUAGUGAUGUUGUAGCUUUGUUAAUACCAUUAAGCGCAUAAGUAGGCAUAAUGAAAUGUAAGAACACACAUCUCACAAACAUUUAAUGUAAGGUUGUUUUGUCCAUUUUGAAUGGACAGUGAACAAAAUAAUUCUAUUUACCUAUUUGCUGAAUCUAAGAUGCUUUUGACUGAUGCAUAUUUGUCACAUCUUGUCAAGAAUACGUUAAAAUGUAAUGUGGAACAAGAAGCAAUCUGUAAACACUAUGAAAUUGCAUCUAAUAGAUAUAUGCAUAGUUAACUUUUUUUUCCAGCAAAGUAUGAUAAUUUAAAACCAAAAAAAAAUCUUACAUGUCCAACCAGCCUACCUAGUAUAUGAUUUAAUCUCCUGUUUCUCCUCAUCACGAUUGGUCAUGAUGGGGAAUUUAUUAUAAAGAAAGAAUUGUUAAAAUGAUCAUUCUCACUUUGAUGUACCUCCACAAAUAGUUGAUAGUUUUAGCCUGAACUAUUGUUUUAAUUGCACUAAUUUGACUUAUCCUGUAUUUCAAUAAUACUUUGUUCACAUCAGUUAUACAAAGAUACAUUCAUGUGCACUGAGGUUGCCUUGAGUUAAAACUAUAUAAGCCAUUGGCUAAUCAAUGACAUUCAGAAAUAACAGUAAAAUUGUGAGAAUGAAGGCUGACUGACAAAUUUAAAAUCCAAAGAUAGAAAAAAAAAAAACAUCGAAAAUGUGUCCAUGCAUUCACUCUCAAGAGUUUGUUGUAUUCAUACAAAUACAACAAACUCUUGGUUUUAUAAUUUAUAAAAUCAUGUUGCAACACAAUUUUGAUAAAUAGACCACAUAAAAGCAUCAUAGUGUUAAGUCUGUUUAAAGUCAUUAUUUUUACUGGAACCAAUGACUGCUCAGCAUGGAUUUAUCUUGAUGCCUCCACAAAAGUAUUGGAUGGCAUUCAAUGUUGGACUUCUUGUGCUGGAUGAUUUCCAAGAAAAUUCCAUGAUGUCAUUGUUUUCCUUUGCUUUGGAUUUGUUCGACUCUUUCUUUUAUUCAAAAUGCACUUGCAAAAGACUAUAAAAUGUUGUUAGUUGUGUUUUCACUCACUACAUUCUUACAAUAAAUACUCAUAAUUUUUGUUAUAUUCCACAUGUUACCAUAGCACAUUCUUUCAUUUAUGUAUUAGGGUUUGUUCCAGGAUUAAAGUGACAUUCACUCCCCC
Etheostoma cragini (Arkansas darter) is the source of this 3068-nucleotide messenger RNA. RefSeq names its product ataxin 3 (gene atxn3). Gene Ontology annotation, cellular component: nucleus. Gene Ontology annotation, biological process: protein deubiquitination. Bases 93 to 1157 code for a protein of 354 amino acids. Gene Ontology annotation, molecular function: cysteine-type deubiquitinase activity. The transcript is spliced from 11 exons. The record is from RefSeq and is a predicted model, not a curated record. NCBI's taxonomy places the organism in Eukaryota, Metazoa, Chordata, Actinopteri, Perciformes, Percidae.